Didymodactylos carnosus is the source of this 615-nucleotide messenger RNA. NCBI's taxonomy places the organism in Eukaryota, Metazoa, Rotifera, Eurotatoria, Philodinida, Philodinidae. The record is from the annotation of a GenBank genome assembly.
AUGGAAUCACCAUCAUGUAUCUCGGAAGAUGAAAAUGAUUCAAAUAAAAAUGAGAAUAACAAGAAGAAAAAAUCAAAAGCAGCUUCAUUAGCAAAAGAUUUUAAAUCUCGUGCGGCUAAUUUAAUUCGUCGACGAACAACCGAAGCAACAUUAAGUGAAAAAAGUUUAAUACCAUCGAGAGAAGAUGUACUCUCUUGGGAAGAAUCCUUUGAACAUUUACUAAGGCAUCGAUAUGGUCAAGCAUUAUUUCGUGCAUUUUUACGAACAGAAUUUAGUGAAGAAAAUCUUGAAUUUUGGCUAGCAUGCGAUGAAUUUAAAACAUAUAAAGAACCAAAACGAACAGCAAAAGCAAAAAAAGUUUAUCUUGAUUUUAUCGCCAUUGGUGGUCCAAAACAGGUAAAUUUGGAUACUGAAACACGUAUGUCAACUAUAGCAUGUAUUGACAAUCCAUCAUCUGACGCAUUUGAUCGUGCACAACGACGUAUUCAAGGUUUAAUGGAAAAAGAUUCAUAUCAAAGAUUUCUUAAAUCAGAAUUGUAUAUUAAUUUAUUAAGACGUACAUCAUAUCCAAUUCAAAGACGAACAACAACAGAAUUUACAAAUAAUAAAUCAUAA